Molecule: messenger RNA, 801 nt
Organism: Ectocarpus siliculosus
Lineage: Eukaryota; Phaeophyceae; Ectocarpales; Ectocarpaceae
Source: the annotation of a GenBank genome assembly
AUGUCAGCUACCUGCGGCUGCGUCGUUGUCAGGAGAUGUAUCUUUAUCUUUCCCAUGAUCCCUGAACCGUCUGCCUUAGGCGACCUGCCGCUGGGUGCCCUCACUGAGGCUGUUUCCGCGGAAAGCGCGGCUGGACCAACAUGUAGUUCAGCCGACGAGGUGGACGAUGACUUCUCGAUCCUCAAAUAUGAAGACCCGGUUUUGGCCAGGCCCGAUAUCGCGUUUGACAUGAGAAUGGGUCACGACAGCCUCCCUCAAUACAUUUCACUAUACGCCUCUGACGAGCGCCGGCCUGACGAAGCCACACAACGUCUCGCCGGUGUUGGCGCAGCAGCACCCGGCAGUACGAGGAACACAACAAGGCGUCCCCGAGGUGGCGGGGAUGACAUCACAGCCGUUCUCAAAGCGAUACUACCCAACAAAGAGUACGCCGAUGCGGCGGGCGAAUGGGUUCAAACGGUUUCCGGCACCGUGCGGUCGAGAGGGGAGCUCGAAAAGGUUCAGAACAAAGUAGAGGCCCGGUUGGCCACCCUGCAAGCGCGCCCAGGAGCGGUAUGCGCCGUGCGCGAAAGCGUAUUCUCUGAGCUAUACGACGAGGUCAUUCGCGAGAUCACUCUUCAAAGUCCGGAGCGAGGUUUGCUACUCCUACGGUUGCGCGACGAAACACGCAUGAAUCUGGACACUUACGCGGAGAUAUAUAGGUGCCUCAUGUUGCCCUCUUGCCUUUUCCAAAUGAAAAAGUCGGUGUUCACUACUGAACUGCACAGCAUCAUCUUUGAUAGAAGGACAGUUAUCAACUAA